Lactuca sativa (garden lettuce) is the source of this 3493-nucleotide messenger RNA. The record is from RefSeq and is a predicted model, not a curated record. NCBI's taxonomy places the organism in Eukaryota, Viridiplantae, Streptophyta, Magnoliopsida, Asterales, Asteraceae.
AUUUAAAGAAGUAAUUGGGCUAGGAGGUGAAGCACUCUAACCAGCCGCCGUCCACUAGAGCUGGUGGCGAUGGAUGAAUCUACGUCGAUCGAUUCCUCCUCUUCUGUUCUACUUACCAUGUGCAAGAUUUUUCAAAACCCUAAACCUGCUUCGAAUUAGCAACAAAUUAUUAUCAUAUCACAUGAAUCUCUUCUCAUCUUCAAUCACUAUAACCAACGCUCAAUGACCCUCCAUGUUAGAUCUUCAAAAUCCAUCGUCACCACUGGAAAACACAGCUUCAAUUUCAUAAAGGUUCGUUUAACUUUCUUAUCGAAAUCUUUUCAUCAAUCUCAGAACUACCCAUUUGUCAAAACCAAUACCCAGAACUGUACAAAUAAUAGUAUCGAUUGCACCGAGUUUCAUUUCAAAAACCUCAUAUUUUCAGCGAUUGAAAGAAAUUAUUGGGCAUUUUGUUACAAUACUAAACCAGGUCCUAACCCGCUUCAGGAUAGAUUUCAAGCAGUGAUAUUUGAACCCGAAUUGUUUACUAGGGUUCUUAGUUCAAUCAAAGAACACCCCAGGAUUGCUCUUAGGUUCUUCCAUUGGGUGGAAAAACAACCAGGCUUUACGCCUUCAGAUAAUUCGUUUAUUGCUAUUCUUGAGAUUCUCGUGGAGAGCAAUCUGAUGAAUCGGGCGUAUCCAGUGAUGGAAAAAAUGGUUUGUGGGAAUUUGAAUGGGGUUGUGAAUUCUUUAAUCGAUGGCAAUCUGAAUGCAAAUAUUGCAGCUAAGCUGCUCGACUUUAUGCUCUUUUUCUUAGCUAAGAAAGUCAUGGUUGAGCAAUGUUUAUGGGUUUUUAAUAAAAUGGUCGAAAGCAAGUUCUUGCCAGAUGUGAAGAACUGCAACAGGCUUCUUAAGAUGCUUCGAGAUAAGAAAUUAGUUCACAAAAGAAAACAAGUUUAUAGUAUGAUGAAUGUGUAUCACAUUGAGCCAAACAUCAUAACAUACAAUACUUUGUUGGAUUCGUAUUGCAAAGAGGGAGAAGUGGGACAAGCAUUAAACCUUUUGGAAAAGAUGCAAACAAAAGGCUGUGAACCCAAUGAUGUUACUUAUAAUGCAUUGAUUAGUGGGAUGGUGAAAAUAGGCGAUUUUGAUCAAGCAAAAGAGAUGCUUUCUGAGAUGUUAGUUUUGGGCUUGAAGGUAUCAUCAUACAGUUACAAUCCCUUAAUUCAUGGGUAUUGUGAGAAAGGCUUAAUUGAAGAAGCAUUCAAUCUUGUUGAAGAAAUGGCGAUUGUAGGAGCUUCACCAACUGUACAUACAUACAACAUUCUCAUGUAUGGAUUAUGCAAACAAGGAAGAAUCGUUUAUGCUCGCCAACAACAUUCUAUUAUGCUAAAAAACAGUUUAAUGCCAGAUAUAGUUUCAUACAAUAUUUUGAUUUAUGGGUAUUGUCUUUUAGGGCGUAUAAAAGAAGCUUUCUUGUUGGUAUCCGAGUUGAGGCGUAGGGAUCUUUUUCCUACAAUGAUUACCUACAACACCCUUAUGCAAGGGCUAUGUGGAAGUGGGAACAUGCAAAAGGCAAUGGAGCUCAAGGGCGAAAUGGUAAAUCUUGGUUUUCCUCCCGAUGUUUACACUUACACGAUAUUGGCAAACGGUUGUUACAAGAUGGGUGAUUUGGAAAUGGCUACAAAAACUUAUCAAGAAAUGAUUAGACAUGGUUUGCAGCCUGAUCAAUACGCGUACAUCACUCGAAUAGCAGGAGAACUGAAACUUAGUGAUACCAAAAGAGCAAUUGGUUUACUAGAAAUCCUUGAAAAACGUAUUGGGCCCAAUUUAGUCACAUAUAAUGUGUUUGUACAUGGUCUUUGUAAGGAUGCAAAUGUUGAAGGAGCUAAUGAGUUGAUAAAAGAAAUGGUUAGUAAAGGCUUUGUUCCUGAUCAUUUCACAUAUACAAGUAUUAUUUGUUCACAUUUGAAAUCUGGAAAGAUUCAAAAAGCCAAAGACUUGUUUUCUGAGAUGCAAAGCAAAGGGGUGGAUCCUACGGUUGUGACAUACACCGUGUUGAUACAUGCACAUGCGGUUACUGCAAGGGUAGAAUGGGCAUUUAUGUAUUUCAUGGAGAUGCAAGAGAAGGGUAUCAUGCCGAAUGUGAUUACAUAUAAUGCAUUGAUCAAUGGUUAUUGCAAGUGUAGACGUAUGGAUCAUGCGUAUAGAUAUUUUUCUGAAAUGGAAGCGAGGGGUUUAGUUGCUAAUAAAUAUUCUUAUACCAUUUUGAUUAAUGGGAAUUGUGAUUUGGGGAAUUGGAGUGAGGCUUUGAGGUUAUAUACAGAGAUGGUGGAUAGAGGAAUUGAGCCUGAUUCGUGUACACAUAGUGCAUUGUUGAAGAAAAUAGGUUUGGAUUCAAAAGCUGAUGCAGUUCGUUAUCUUGAAAAUGUUGUUCUUGGUAAUGAGGAGAUUUGUGAAGCAAAAUCUGUUUCCUAUUUAUAGUGAUUGAUAUGGUCAAAAAGUCAAAUCUUUUUUUUGUGGCUAUCGGUUGUGAAAUGACUAUGAUGGACACGUUAACAAAUCACUUGAAAUGACUUCAGUUAAAUUGACUCGAAUGUUUAUACAUUCAAGACAUAGAUUUGAUACAAUGAGAAACAAUCUUUUAUGAUGUUAUAACAGGUAUGUAGAUGAGAAAAAUGUCUGGAAAGUUAGUAUUGUAUUCUUUCAUUUUUUUUUUUGCUAAAUGAAUCUUGAUGAUGAUCAUCAUGUCAAACCAUAAAGCCAUACCUUGUUUGUUCCAAUGCAAACACUCUUCUUGUAUAACUUAUUCAUAUUCAGUUGAAUGCAAAAUUCCCGAGAAGUUUUGCAGUAUGCAUAUAGUGGUGUUCUUUGCAAGAAUGAACAAUUGUAGUCAAAUUUUAGAAAUAAAAUGCAAUACAAACCAUCAUAAAUUUUGCUAUAUCUUGCUAAAUGUGGUCUUCUUUUUGCAUUUUUAUGUGAAUGGUGUUUGUUUGCAAAUUGCAAUAGAGGAAGUCAAGUAUAUGAUUAUUUGAAAAUCAGGUGACUUGUAUUGUAGACCAAUGAGGUUAAAAUUGUCUUUAUAUAUAACUUUUGGUUGUAAGCCUGAUGAGAAACAGCUCCAGAGAUCCAGUAUCAGUCUUCCAAGAAGCGCCAUAAAAACAGGACCAUGCAAUCCAGGAUGCUUAAAAUCUGGUUAACCAACCCAAAGUAUAUGUCUUAAAGCACCAUUUGAAUGUAUGUGUGAUGUGUCACAAAUAUUAUUCGGUGAAUCUUUUCUUUUUGUUGGAGUGCAUUUUGGGGUUUUCCUUGUUUAUAGGGUUUACUUCAUUUGUAUAGUAGUAGUUCAUGGGUUAAAGUUCAUUCAAUGCAUGUUCUUUAUCUUUGGGUUCUUCUUUGAGCAUUUGGAUACGAGUGUCAUAAAAAUUGCAUUUGAAUAAUUCAUCCAAUCCAAUAAGGUAUGGGUUGUUUGGUUGUGUUUAUUCAGUUUUGGGGUAAUUUAGCUUGAUUAACA